GGCGGCGCUAAGGCCCCGCGGCGGCGGCGGCGCUGCCGUGUUGACAGCGGCGGCCGCGCCGGGAGCUGCCCCGGGAAGCGGGUUGGCGGCGCCGGUUCUCCGCUCCCAGCUCCGCUAUGGCUUUCAUGGAGAAGCCGCCGGCCGGCAAGGUGCUGCUGGACGACACGGUGCCGCUGACAGCGCAGAUCGAGGCGAGCCAGAGCCUGCACUCGCACACGGAAUACAUAAUCCGUGUCCAGAGAGGAGUUUCAACAGAAAACAGCUGGCAGAUUGUGAGGCGAUAUAGUGACUUUGACUUGUUGAAUAAUAGCCUGCAGAUCUCAACUCUAAGUCUACCUCUUCCUCCAAAAAAGUUGAUUGGAAAUAUGGAGCGUGAAUUCAUUGCUGAAAGACAGAAGGGCCUCCAGGCCUACCUGGAUGUAAUUACCACCCAUCACAUACUGUCCAACUGUGAACUGGUAAAGAAAUUCUUGGACCCAAACAGCUAUUCUGUAAAUUACACUGAAAUUGCCUUACAGCAUGUUUCAAUGUUCUUCCGAUCAGAGCCAAAGUGGGAAGUAGUUGAACCAUUAAAAGAUAUAGGUUGGCGAAUACGUAAGAAAUAUUUCCUAAUGAAAAUUAAGAAUCAACCAAAGGAACGGCUAGUGUUAAGCUGGGCUGAUCUUGGCCCUGAUAAAUACUUGUCUGACAGAGACUUACAGUAUGCUGUGAAACUUCUUUCUUCCUGUUCUCAUCCCUAUAUUUACAAAAUCACUUUUGCCACUGCCAACGAAUCUUCAGCGCUGGUUAUUAGACCAUUCAGUGAAAAAGGGACACUAAAGGACCUUAUUUAUAAGGCAAAGCCAAAAGACCCAUUCCUGAAGAAGUAUUGCAAUCCUAAAAAAAUUCAAGGUCUUGAACUUCAGCAAAUAAAAACAUAUGGAAGGCAAAUAUUAGAGGUAUUAAAAUUCCUCCAUGAGAAAGGAUUUCCUUAUGGCCAUCUUCACUCUGCCAAUGUGAUGCUGGAUGGGGAUACCUGCAAGUUACUGGAUCUAGAAAAUUCCUUGUUGGGACUCCCAUCGUUUUAUCGAUCCUACUUUUCCCAGUUUCGGAAAAUUAAUACUUUAGAGGGUGUUGAUGUUCAUUGCUUUGGACACUUACUGUAUGAAAUGACCUAUGGAAGACCUCCAGACACCAUUCCAGUGGAGAGCUUCCCCCCUGCUCCAUCAGUGUUUGUUGUGUCAGUGUUGGAGUCCAUUCUGACUUGUGAAGCUCUGAAGAAUGGGAUGCCAACUGUCUCACGGCUCUUACAGAUGCCAUUAUUCAGUGAUGUCCUGCUAACAAACUCUGAGAAGCCACAGUUUAAGAUUCCUACUAAGCUAAAAGAGGCAUUGAAAAUCUCCAAGGAAUGCAUAGAAAAGCGAUUAACAGAGGAACAGAAAUUGAUUCACCAGCACAGAAGGCUGACAAGAGCUCAAUCUCAUCAUGGCUCUGAAGAAGAAAAAAAGAAAAGGAAGAUCUUGGCACGAAAAAAGUCAAAACGUUCUGCCAAUGAAAGUGGGGAAGAACACUCAGCCAAAUACAGCAACUCAAAUAACUCAGCAGGCUCUGGGGCCAGUUCUCCUUUAACAUCUCCAUCAUCCCCCACUCCGCCCUCCACAGCAGAGCAUGCAUCAUUUUGAACGUGAAUUUUCGGAAAAGUAAGCUAAUGCUGAUUUAUCUCUUUAAAGAUGCUCUGUUUCUCAAUGGGAAAGUUGGAUGCAAAUCUUCAAGUUGCUUAGUAUUGGGAGGGAAUAGAAGAAAAAAAAUCUGAAUGUUCUUACAGAUUAUUUUAAUGAAAUACAGCAUCUUUAAAAACUAUCACUAAAAUUAUUUUCUUUGUUCACAUCCCAUUCUCAGCCAAGUUUUUAAUGCUGUUUGCACAAUUGCUGUCACUUUAAAUUCAUAAUUAAGUUUUUGUUUCAAUUCAGGCAUCAAGUUUACAGCAUCUGAUUUACUUCCUAUUCCUUUUAACACACUCUUUUAACAAAAAUGUCCCUGUAAAAACCCUUGGUAAGUUCUUGUUUGAGUGUUUUAUUCUUACAACUGCAUGAAUGAAUAAAAUGUGUGUUUGCAGGCAGCAUCCUUCAAUGUAUGUAGUGGAAAGGCCUGGUGAUAGCUAAGCACUUGUUUCAAAUGUUUUUUCUAGUAAAUACAGGAAAAGAUUUCACUGUAGGGCAGAACAAUUUCCUCUGUAGAUGUAAAUGUGUAUGAAUGCAUGUGUGUGAACUCAGAUUUCUUUGCACCACUCGUGUCAAGAAGGGAAGGGCAGCUUGGUGUUGGUUACCUGACUGAAGUGAAUGGAUUUGAAGAUUUUUGAAGAUUUCUUAAUUAACAGGUUCAAUAUAUAAUGCUCAUAGCUGGCCAGAUGUCAUUCUGAACCCUGAGUGUAUUUAUGUCUCACAGCAGAGCUCAAGUGUAAGGGUGUAAUUCUCUGUUAGCAGUCUCCCAAGAGUUCAACUACAGCUCAAUUUCAAUAAUAGUGAGUCCUGAGGAAUUUAACACAUUUCCAGGAAGAAAGGUGAUCUCUGCCCCGACAACCCUGACUUUUCUACUCUUGUAAAAUAACCAGCCCAAAAUUUGAAGAUAGCAUGUGGAAUAUUGGCCUACUAAUACUUAGUGAUCCAAGCAUUUUGUGUCCUUUUUGCCCUCUGUGUGUUGAACAUGUGCCUUCUUUCACCACAUUACCACUGUAUUUGUAUUCCUGCCCACUGCUUUUAUAGGUCAUUCCCUAUUGCAUCUUGUACAACUCCUUGCAUAGUCUCUUUCAGCCUCACCUUGCAAUUCCAGACAAAAUCUUGUCUUUGUUCUCUGCAGUUCUUGCAUCUCUUUGAUGCAUUUCUUCUGUGAUGAGCUGCUCUUGGUGCUUUCACAGCAGUUUGCAUGAUCUGUUUGGAGUUAGGUUGGUGCACCAGUCCUGCUCUGACCACUUCAACCACUAAAUGAGUUCUUGGACUGCUCUUGGUCUUAUUCUUCCUUUGGACAAGUGCCAAGUUUUUCUUUCCUGGCAUCCAUCCACAAGAGAAACAGGACUCUAGUGCUGGGAAUGUUUAGUCAGUAUUUCUAACAGUAAAUUGAUGUACAUCUUUGGCAAGUGUAAAAAGCAGAUUUGUGUAAGUUAGAAGGCCCACUAUGCAAUUUAUUUCAGCUUGUGCUGCCAUCCUGUGAAGUUUUGGUUCCCUCAGAAAGCAGUUGAUUCACAUACAACAGGCAGGUUAAAUUGUUUCAGUUGAUCUCUGGUGUUUCUAUUAGGACUUGAGUAUUUCCUCUGGAAGGGAAGAGAGUGAAGAUGAGCUCAAUGUGUACUUCAAUGCUUUGUUUUCACAGAAGGCUUUUGUGCCAAUGAGAAUUUCUCCUGCAGAGCUGGAAGUGCUACAGUCACAGCACACAUUAAUGUACACUGCCAAAAUUGGAUGCUUUAUGUGAAUACUCUUCAUUUUGAGCUUGCUGUCAUAUGGGAAAAAUCUUUCUUCAAAGACUGGUACAGAUAGAAAAUGAGGGAGUUUUGAAUUAUGUCUUUCAUCUAGUAUAACUGCUUGUUUUAAUAACAGCAGUUCUGUUUUUACUGUUGCUUGUUAGCCUAAAAACAAUUGUUGAUGAGGAAUUGACAGACAAAUGGAGCACAGAGAACUUUUGUCUGCUUUUUUUCUGUAGCUGAGCUUUAUCCUUCAUCAAAUCCCUUUUGAGUCUGAGUGGCAUAAUGUUACAUAAUUACUUGAUAUUUGCUCACUUCUACUUGAUAUUUGUUCACUUCAGGGACAACAGUCUCUUGGUUGCCUUCAUGUUGUUUUCCUUGCCCAGUAUCACAGUUCUUGCACUUUCCAGCAUAUUCCUCUUUGUAGGUCAGAGCUACUGGAAGCAAGUGUUACUAGGUGCCAUUUGUCUCUUCAGUCUUCCUAUGGCAUAAGUCAUGAUCUAGAUUAGAGUUCAAAUUCGCUGCUGAGCAGUACCAGGAUAUUAAUCUUUAUGUCCCUACUCCUUCCAGAACAUGGGACAAGAUGGCCCAUUGUUAUUUGACUGGUGUAGCAGUGGUGUAGCAGCAGGGCUGCACAGGAUCAGGGUGUUGGAGAGUGCCUGGGUGAAUGAGGGAAUCCACUUGCCUGGCUCUGGAGUGCCAGGAACAGCUCCCUGCAGGCCUCACUGCUGGGGCAGCUGCACGUUCCACUGUGGGCUCUGGCUCCCCAGGGAGUCAGGACGUGCAGGCUGAGGUUGGAUGAGAAGCAGAAAGUGGAUGUGGCAGGGACAGAGUACAAAGGUGGGAACAGGAGAGGCAGGCUGGAGGUGUGUGUGACAGUGUUGUGAUUCAUUCAGUCUGUCAAAACAACCAUGUGUUACAACAUAUUUGGAGAAAGUCAAACAGAACUUUGGAAGUGUAAAACACUUCCAGAAAACUCUAUCUGCAGUUAGUACUCUAAAAAUGAGGUAUAAUCUGGCCAAGCGAAAUGGUCAUCACGGAUAUUACAGGGAUGUGGUUCUUCAUUCAUAGGAUUGUAAAGUGAGUUAUGUAAGUAAGAACAGGAAUUAAAAUUUGCUUCCAGCCCUUGUUGCUGUUCAUGUCCCACAGAACAUGAACAGCCUCACUAGGGACAAGUAGGAGCAGCUGAAACUGGGAAAUCCCAUUCAGUGAUCCCUGUUUUCCUUGGUGCAAGAUCACACAUGAGUCAUGUUUUGCAUCUGAGUCCUGAGGCCCUUCAGCCUUCAUUUCAGAGGUGUCUCAGCUGCCAUGACAUCUCACCUGCAGAUAGAGGGAUUGGAUCACUUUGGCAUUUUCCAUCUGUUCUGUUCUUCACACUCACUGGCAUUCGAGGGAUGACGGGACUGGUGCAGGACUGAGCAAGUCCAGCCACGCAGCCCCUGGGGCAGGACCUGCCUGGCAUAACCAAACUCCACCUUCUCUCCCGAAUG
Molecule: messenger RNA, 4923 nt
Organism: Zonotrichia albicollis (white-throated sparrow)
Lineage: Eukaryota; Metazoa; Chordata; Aves; Passeriformes; Passerellidae
Source: RefSeq, a predicted model, not a curated record